GAAAAAAUUAAAAGCCGGGGAGAGAGAGAGAGAGAGAGAGACUCCAUAUUUUGCCAACCCUCGAAAAAAGGCAUUCCAUUUGGCUCCAAUUUCAACCUCCAAAAUCCAAAGCCCCGACCCGUCAUCGCCAUUCGCCCAGAUGGACCUUCCUCCAUCCAAGAGCUGGAGCAUCCACACUCGCAGAGAAAUCAUCUCAAAGUAUCAGAUCCUAGACCACGUGGGCUCAGGCGCCUACUCCGACGUCUACCGAGCCCGCCGCCUCUCCGACAACCUCACUGUCGCCCUCAAGGAAGUCCACGACUAUCAGUCCGCUUUCCGGGAGAUCGAGGCCCUGCAGACGCUUCAGAAUUGCCCCAACGUCGUCGUUCUGCAUGAGUACUUCUCGGCCGAGGACGAAGACGCCGUGCUGGUGCUCGAGUAUUUGCCCACUGAUUUGUCCGACGUCAUAAGAGAGGCCAAAAGGGGUGAGUGGAAGGAUCAAGGGUUGAGAACCGGGGAAAUCAAGAGGUGGAUGGUUCAGAUACUUUGUGGGGUGGACGCGUGUCAUCGGAAUUCGAUCGUGCAUAGAGACUUAAAACCCACUAAUUUGUUGAUUUCGGCUGAUGGGGUCCUUAAGUUAGCUGAUUUUGGACAGGCUAGGAUACUUCUUGCCCCUGGAUAUUUUGCUAUUGGCGAGAAUUCUCAAUCUCAUGAGCAAAGAUCUCCAAACGAUGCAAUUGUAGCUAAUCCACCUGAAACCAAUCCCUCUACAGAUAGUGCGGAUGAUGAAGGUCAAGUGAUUCAAGCGGAACCUCUAAGGAAAGAAGAAGCUAGAGGUCUAUCAGACGAGCUCAGGGAGGGAGAUUUCUUGGAUGAAGGUGAUAAAGAAAGCAAUAUUCCUGACGGAGACGUUUCCUGUCUUGCUACUUGUACUGCAAGUGACAUGGAAGAAGAUCCUUUCAAGAAUUAUGCAUAUGAGGCUGAAGAGGAUGAAAAUGAGGGGUUAGGCCCUCUUACAUCAUGUGUGGGAACCCGUUGGUUUAGGGCCCCUGAGCUGCUGUAUGGCUCUACAACCUAUGGAACAGAGAUUGACUUGUGGUCAUUGGGCUGCAUAUUUGCAGAGCUUUUGAGUCUGGAACCACUUUUUCCUGGAACCUCGGAUAUUGAUCAGCUGGGUAGAAUUAUCAGUGUUUUGGGAAACUUAUCAAAAGAAGUUUGGCCUGGUUGCCGAGAACUUCCUGAUUACAAAACAAUUUCAUUUGGUGAAGUAGAAAAUCCAAUUGGCUUGGAAUCAUGUCUACCUAAUCGAUCUACUGAUGAAAUUCUACUUGUCAAGAAGCUGCUCUGUUUUCAUCCUGCAAAUAGAGCAACAGCUAUGGAAUUGCUCCAAGAUAAGUACUUGACUGAAGAACCAUUACCAGUCCCUACAUCCGAGCUGAGGAUUCCUUCUAAACACAGUGAUCAAGAUGAGGGUUCCCCUGUUGAGUGGGGUGAUUAUAGGGCCUUUGACUCAGAUUCUGACUUUGAUGAUUUUGGUCCAGUGGAUGUGACAAAAACUAACGAAGGUUUUUCAAUUCGGUUUUCUUGAAGUUUAUGGAAGUUCGUCAAUCUGCCUGGUAACAUGGUUAGAGCUGUUUGUCUGCGUUUGUGAAAUAUGGGGUAAAGCAGUAACAUCUUGCUACUCAUUCCCUGAUCUCUUUAAUUCAGUAUAGCGUGCACUAAAAUACACUGUAAAUGCACCAGAUUAUGGUUGGAACGUAACCAUGUUGAGAUUUCCAUAACGAAAGGAGAAAAUUUGGCAGGGUUGUGGAUUGUGCUGCCAGGCAACUAGGUAAAAGAGGGAGAAGCUCAGUUGCUUCAUGACUUAGAUUUCGAACAUGGUCUCCUCAAAGGGUCUAUAUAAAACGAGUAUUAUUUAUUUUCUGGUCUCCAUCUUAUCCUUCUUCCCCCUCUCUCUUGUUUCUAUAUAUUCUUGGCAUUGCAUUUCUUCUGCUUAGGCAGUGUCAGAAGGAAAUCAUAUACUUGUUCUGUCUAAGCCUUUUUGUAAGACAACUUUUUGCGAGUGUUGCAUAGUAUUGAUGAAACAGAAGCAAGCAGCGGCUCUCAUUAUGCUAUUGAGCAGCAACAGCUCUAACCAUGCCAUUGAGCGGCAGCAGAAAGAUGAAGCACAUGUUUGCGCUAGAGUAGUUUGAAAAGUGACGAAGCACAUUUUUGCUAUCGUAUCCUAUGAUAUUCACCGGACGCGUUUCAGAAUCUGUGAGUUCAGCCAAUGCAGGUGUUUCAGCUGCUGGUUCAUGCUUGAGUUGGUUUGGAUCAGAAUUUUAAUUUGAGAAUUACAAGUUGACAUUAUCACAUAAGAACAGAUUUUGUUAUCCAUAUUCCAUAGGAGACUCUUGAGCCUCAGGUUCUGUGUAAUGCUUCACAAUAAAUGGCUACAAUGGGAGUUGGACC
Coffea arabica (coffee) is the source of this 2430-nucleotide messenger RNA. Its product is annotated as cyclin-dependent kinase F-1-like. Gene Ontology annotation, biological process: protein phosphorylation. Gene Ontology annotation, molecular function: protein serine/threonine kinase activity; ATP binding. The record is from RefSeq and is a predicted model, not a curated record. NCBI's taxonomy places the organism in Eukaryota, Viridiplantae, Streptophyta, Magnoliopsida, Gentianales, Rubiaceae. Gene Ontology annotation, cellular component: nucleus.